AUGCGUUACGCACUUUUAUUAGUCGUUUGUACCGUUUGCACUGUUGCAUAUCCACUUAAGGACGAUUAUAAGACAGUUACCUAUCACUGGCAGAAGCGUAGCGUUGAAUGUGCACGUUCUGAGGACAAGAAAGAUAUGACUGAGUGUGCACUUCGUACUAAUAUGAAAAAUACAGAUUUUGGUGAUGGAUGCUUCGAUGAGUUCGUUCCUGCAGUCCGAUUUGUUAUGCAUGACUCUGAAGCAAUCCAGUUCACUCAAAAUUUACAGAACAUCCGAAAUCUGUGUCCGUUGAUGUGUCAAGGCGCAGACGAUAAUGAUAUAUUGGCAAAAAUCCCGACCAAUAAUCACAAAUGUAAUCAGUUCUUCAAUUACGGUGUCACUAAAGCUGGUGACGAUAUGUAUUUGUGGCGGAGUGGUGAAUGUCUCAACUCGACGAUUAGUUUCCAUGUGCGCUGUGGAUUUCCAUUCAAACCGCAAGAUUUCUUCGCUACCAGUGAUUUGUUGUUUUCGCUAAUUUAA
Molecule: messenger RNA, 519 nt
Organism: Anisakis simplex (herring worm)
Lineage: Eukaryota; Metazoa; Nematoda; Chromadorea; Rhabditida; Anisakidae
Source: the annotation of a GenBank genome assembly